GUAAAAUAUAUAUGAUACUCAUCAUUUGUAUUUGUGUUCUCUCGCUGGUAUUGAUAUAAUGGAUUUGUUAAAACAGUCGAUAUUUCAAGCAAUUGAUGAAGCGGCAGAAGAAUUGGAAAAACUGAGCACGGAUAUAUGGCGAAAUCCAGAACUGAACUUUGAGGAACAUCAUGCGCACGAAAUACUAACCAAUUUUCUUGAAUGUAAGGGUUUUAAUGUCAAAAAGAAGUUUUCGAUGGAUACUGGAUUUAAAGCUGAGCUAGGUUCCACAGAAAAUGGACCUAACAUUGCCGUGAUUUGUGAAUAUGAUGCGUUACCGGAGAUCGGACAUGCCUGUGGGCAUAAUUUGAUUGCUGAAGCUGGUGUUGCCGCUGGUCUUGGAAUAAAAGCAGCAUUAAGGAAAGCAGAAAAACCAUUUGGCAAGAUAACCGUUUUAGGAACGCCUGCUGAGGAGGGAGGGGGAGGUAAAAUUGACAUGAUCAAAGCUGGUGUCUUUGAUGAUAUUGAUGUCGCCAUGAUGGUUCAUCCAUGUCCCAAAACUGUAUCCCAUGUUUCACUUGCAGCUGUUGAUAUGGUUACUGUCAAAUACACCGGAAAAGCAGCACACGCUGCAGCCUAUCCAUGGGAAGGAGUUAACGCCCUUGAUGCGGCGGUACUAUGUUACCAGAACGUGUCUUGCUUGAGGCAACAGAUGAAACCUACAUGGAGAGCUCAUGGAAUAAUAAACAAAGGGGGUAUCAAGCCAAAUAUCAUACCAGAAUUUACUGAACUAGAGUACUACUUCAGAGCGCCAAACAAAAAAGAACUCGAUGAACUGAGAAACAAAAUGAAAUCCUGUUUUGAUUCGGCAGCCACAGCCACUGGAUGUCAGGUGUCUUACACAUUUUCCAGCAAGCCUUAUUUGAAUCUGGUAACAAACAACCGAAUGGCAGACGUCUUUUGGAAUAAUGCAAAAUCUAUUGGUGUACAAUUUGAUGCUAAAGAGGAUAUUAUAGCAGGUUCUACGGAUAUGGGGAAUGUUUCACAAAUUGUUCCUAGCAUUCACCCAAUAUAUGGCAUUGAAACGACACAUGGAAAUCAUACAAAAGAUUUUGCCACUGCGGCAGGUGAUCCAAAGGCUCAACUGCACACUCUGAAUCAAGCUAAAGCUAUGGCAAUGACUUGCCUUGAUAUCUUUACAGAUACACAUUUAUUGAAAGAUAUUAAAGAGGAGUUUGCAAUAUUUAGCAGAAAUUCACAAUGAGACUAACGACGAAGAAAACGCAUUGGAAACUCGCGGAUAUAUUAUGCAGUUUAAGAUUUGCUAAAAUUGUAACCGUAUUAAAUAAAGUAUAUUUAUCACUUA
This is a messenger RNA of Mytilus trossulus (common blue mussel), 1345 nucleotides long. Its product is annotated as xaa-Arg dipeptidase-like. Bases 59 to 1243 code for a protein of 394 amino acids. The transcript has 6 exons. The record is from RefSeq and is a predicted model, not a curated record. Gene Ontology annotation, molecular function: dipeptidase activity. Lineage: Eukaryota; Metazoa; Mollusca; Bivalvia; Mytilida; Mytilidae.